AUCUUUUUAAAUGAAACGUCUCCAUUCAACUGUAUAAGGCGGUGAGAAGUUAUAUACAGAGAGAAUUUAGGAAUCCCAAUAUGGAAUGAUGAACAUUUUCAAUAGGAAACUAUCACUUUUUAUAGUUUUAGGAUUCCUUUACCUAAACCUUAUUGAUUUCCAAUUCUCUCUCUAUAUAUACACAUUUACACCAAAAGAAUUUCAAAUCAGAAGAAAUUAACGAGAAUGGGUACAGGGAAGAAGAAGAUAGAGAUCCAGAAGAUCACAAAGGAAACUUCUAGAAUGGUUACAUUCUCGAAAAGACGGAAAGGGCUUUUCAAAAAAGCCAAAGAACUUGAAUCCAUGACGGGUUGUCGUAUUGCCUCCGUUGUUUUCUCGCCCACCGGAAAGCCUUAUACUUGUGGCGAUGUUGAAUAUGCCAUACAGAGGCAUUUUUCUGGUAAUAAUAAUAAUAAUAAUAAUAAUAGUAGAUCUACGGAACCAUCAACGUCAGGGCUGAAUUCCCGUCACUCUAACUCUGAUGGUGUUGCUGUUGCUUCUGGGGAUUCCUCGGGGUCGAGGUCAUCGUCGUCAUCGACUCCGAGGAGGAAUGGUCUCCAUGAUUGGGUGGAGGGUAUAGACGUCGAAAGAUGUGGAAAUUUGAAUCGAUUAUUAAUGUGGAAGAAGCAAUUGGAAGGAACAAGAAAAAAGAUUGCUUCCAUUGAAGAUUCGGAGUCGUUUCAAGCUUUGUUUGGGUAGACAUAUAAAAUAGGUGGCCUAAAAUCAAAAUAGUCUGAAAUUAGCGCUGCUGCUUUUCCCCUUCUAAUUUAUGUUAUUGCAGAUUUACCAUAUGAAUUUCAGAAAUGAAUCAUUCGGUUUUUAUA
This is a messenger RNA of Capsicum annuum, 863 nucleotides long. Its product is annotated as agamous-like MADS-box protein AGL23. Bases 226 to 738 code for a protein of 170 amino acids. Gene Ontology annotation, biological process: regulation of transcription by RNA polymerase II. Lineage: Eukaryota; Viridiplantae; Streptophyta; Magnoliopsida; Solanales; Solanaceae. Gene Ontology annotation, molecular function: DNA-binding transcription factor activity, RNA polymerase II-specific; RNA polymerase II cis-regulatory region sequence-specific DNA binding; protein dimerization activity. The transcript has a single exon. The record is from RefSeq and is a predicted model, not a curated record.